AUGCAAGGAGAUGCACGCUUUACCACCGGUCAACAAGCAUUAGAAGAUGCACGUGUGUUGCUGGUGAAUUCCGACGGCCCAUUAGGUUCAAGCAGCACUGGCGUGACGGGCGUCGCAGGCGUAGAGGCUCUCAAGAACCUCGUGCUCCCAGGCAUCGGUGGCUUUACCAUUGUCGAUCCAGCAAUUGUCACUGAAGCUGAUCUGGGUGUUAACUUUUUUCUUGAAGAGGCAUCUCUGGGGAAAUCGCGAGCUGACGAGACUUGUCGCCUACUACGGGAGUUGAAUCCUGAUGUGCAAGGCUACUCAUAUUCCAAGUCAAUUACCGAGUUACUUGGCGACGCAGAAUUUCUUCCGCGUCAUAAGCUGGUCAUUAUUUCCGGGCCAACUAAGCGCUCCACUCUCGAGACCCUUUGCGAGAAAGCACAGAAGCUUGAAAUCCCUGUGCUAUAUAUUCACUCCGUUGGUUUCUAUGUCACCUUUUCUCUCCAGCUUCCAUCUGAAUUCCCCAUUGUGGAAACUCAUCCUGAUCCGGAAUCAACACAAGACCUACGUCUCUUGCAUCCAUGGCCCGAACUUGCCGGCGCCGUUGCUUCGCUGGGUAACCUGGAAAUCAUGGAUGACCAUCAGCACGGCCAUGUACCCUACCUUUUUCUCCUGCUUCAAUUCCUCGAGCAAUGGAAACAGUCGCACGAAGGAAAUGUGCCAAGCAACUACAAAGAGAAGACCGAGUUCCGCGAGUUCGUGCGCUCCAAUGCACGCACAGAAAAUGCUGAAGGAGGCGAAGAGAACUUUGAUGAAGCCGUUGCUGCCGUGGUGAAGACUAUAUCCCCAUUCAGCCUCCGCAGCUCGAUCCGCGAGAUCUUCGAAAUGCCACAAUGCAAUCAAUUGACAACCGGAUCGGCCGAUUUCUGGAUCAUCGCAUCCGCCAUUCGCACUUUCUAUAACACACAUAACGUUCUUCCUCUCCCGGGCUCUUUGCCUGAUAUGAAGGCCAAGUCGGCAGACUACGUCGCCUUGCAGAAUAUCUAUAAGAAGAAAGCGCGCCAAGACGUGGAAGAAGUCACAGCAACGAUCCGUCAAUUAGAAUACAAUCUCGGACGCACAAGUCCAAUCCUGGACCGUGAAGUUGAGGUUUUCUGCAAAAAUGCUGCUCACAUCAAGGUUGUGCGCGGGCGCGCAAUUCCCCAGAUCAGCAACAAUAGCGAUGCAGCUUUACUCAAAGCCGUACGGAGUGGACUUCAAAUCCCUGAAUCCUUGGCGUCGUUAUUCAUCGCAUGUCAGAUUCUUGAUUCUGUCGUUGAUGAGAUCCAAAGCAAUCCCGCGCUGCAUAAUGGAAGUUCUGUCGACGAUGAUGGACUGUGGAUCGCGCAUAGAGACCGGAUUUUGACAACUUUGACACUCGGUAAUCCUGCCGCUGUUGAAAAAUCUGCGCUGGAAGGUAUCGACAAUGCUAUCCAGGAAGUGCGUCGGGCUGAGGGUGGGGAGUUACAUAAUAUCGCAUCUUUAGCUGGGGGGCUGGUUGCACAGGAAUCACUCAAGGUAUUGACUAGGCAGUACGUGCCUCUAGACAAUACGUGUGUAUUUGACGGAGCACGGAGUCGAAGUGAGAUGUAUCGAUUCUAG
Penicillium angulare is the source of this 1623-nucleotide messenger RNA. RefSeq lists its product as uncharacterized. Gene Ontology annotation, molecular function: NEDD8 activating enzyme activity. The transcript has 3 exons. The record is from RefSeq and is a predicted model, not a curated record. Gene Ontology annotation, cellular component: cytoplasm. Gene Ontology annotation, biological process: protein neddylation. Bases 1 to 1623 code for a protein of 540 amino acids. Lineage: Eukaryota; Fungi; Ascomycota; Eurotiomycetes; Eurotiales; Aspergillaceae.